This is a messenger RNA of Aspergillus welwitschiae, 1869 nucleotides long. Its product is annotated as glycoside hydrolase family 71 protein. The record is from RefSeq and is a predicted model, not a curated record. Bases 413 to 1825 code for a protein of 470 amino acids. Gene Ontology annotation, biological process: mating projection tip cell wall disassembly. The transcript has 4 exons. NCBI's taxonomy places the organism in Eukaryota, Fungi, Ascomycota, Eurotiomycetes, Eurotiales, Aspergillaceae. Gene Ontology annotation, molecular function: glucan endo-1,3-alpha-glucosidase activity.
GCGUUGCAGAUCCCAUUUCGCCCGUCGCUUAUCGCGAAUCGGGUCUAACUUUAGAUGCAUGAUUCUGCAUUGGUGGCUCGAUUUUCUCUCCUGGGUAACUCGUGCUUCGUGUUGUCAACUGUCAUCAACAGUUGUCAACAUGAAGAACUUCUGCCUAAAAGCUCUCGGGUGCACUGCCAAGCCGGUCCCCGCCAUUUAUGAUCUCUGUCUUCCCCAUGUCAUCGAAGCUGUACAGCACCCGGCUGAACGCCCUGAACAUCUCCGUCGCUGUCACUUCUUGAAAAGGGCGUCUCUGAUUGCCGAAUGAGACGCUUGCUCCUUGAGCCAAUAAGACGCCCUUCAUUCUCGCCGGUUCACUCCUGUCUUGGCCGAAUUCUUCGCGGCGCCCUGAUCUCCCUUUUCAAAUUCCAUCAUGAAACACCUCGAUCGUUGGCUAGACCGGAUUACCCGUCAUGCCAGAGAGAUAUUGGAGCCAUCUUCCCAGCCUGUUGAGCAGACGGGUCCGCCGCCCAAUCAGCCGUAUCACCGUCCUCCGCCGCCAUUACCUCCAGUUGCAACGCCGGUGCUCGCCAGAACUGGCCCACAAACCGUUUUUGCCCAUUUUAUCGUUGGAAAUGCCGCUGCUAUGACCCCCGAGCAAUGGGAGUCGGACAUCAGAGAGGCACAAAAAGCUCAUAUUGAUGGCUUUGCACUGAACAUUGCUCCCCAGGACAGCUACACGGAUGAUGUCCUCGAGAAAGCGUACUCUGCAGCGGAGAGCGUUGGGAAUUUCUCCCUCUUUCUGUCUUUUGACUAUGGAUCAGGGGGGCCAUGGCCGGCCGAUCGGGUGAUCUCAACGAUCAACGCCUACCGGAAUCGAAGUGCCCAAUAUCACUACCAAGGAAAGCCGCUAGUCUCGACAUUUAUAGGGGCUGCUAAUGCAGGCGACUGGCCGUACAUCAAAGGGUCUGCUGAUUGCUUCUUCAUGCCAUCCUGGCCCGAUAUGGGGCCGGCCAGGCUCAGGGAUUACCUGGACAUCAUUGACGGCGCUUUCAGCUGGGAUGCCUGGCCAGUGGGGGCACAGAACAAAAACGUGACGAGCGACCGAGAAUGGAUGCACGCUCUUUCCGGAAAGCCGUACAUGAUGCCCGUUUCGCCCUGGUUCUACACCAACCUACCCCAGUGGAGCAAGAACUGGCUCUGGCGCGGGGACGAUCUGUGGCAUAUACGGUGGGAGCAAGUCAUGAGCUUGCAGCCGGCCUUUGUCCAGAUUAUCAGUUGGAAUGAUUAUGGAGAAUCUCACUAUAUAGGACCAAUCUACGAACCUGGGAUGCCCGAUGGAUCUUCCAAGUAUGUCUCGGAUUGCCCGCACGAUGCGUGGCGGGCACUGCUGCCCCACUACAUUGCCGCCUACCGAGGAUGCAGCAUGGGCGGUUUGUACCAGGCGAAUCAGACCCUACCUUUGGAGGAUAAGAUGGUGUACUGGUAUCGCCUGAAUCCGAGUUACGCUGGGAGUGCCAACGGCACGACGGGCAAUGAUCCUGGCGUGGGUCAGGAGGUGAUGCCACCGAGUGAACUUGCCCAGGACCGAGUAUUUGUCAGUGCUACUGUGAAAGAUGCCUGUGAUAUGUACGUUCAGAUUGGAUAUUCGGAACCUACGGUACUUCAGGCGUCGGGACCGGGAAUUCAUCACUUUUCGGUGCCGUUCAAUGGGCAAACGGGGCCGGUGCGAAUAGUGAUGGUCCGGAAUGGCUAUGAGGUUGCCGUUGCGGUUGGGCCGGCAAUCACGGAUGAUUGCAAGGAUGGCAAUGUCAACUGGAACGCCUACGUGGGAACGAGCGACUAGGAGGAGUGUAUGGGACUACAGUAGAAAGAUGGAGAUAGGAGAUA